This is a messenger RNA of Ectocarpus sp. CCAP 1310/34, 1307 nucleotides long. The record is from the annotation of a GenBank genome assembly. NCBI's taxonomy places the organism in Eukaryota, Phaeophyceae, Ectocarpales, Ectocarpaceae.
CUCCCCGGCAAUUUCUUGCGUACCUUGCCACUGUACGAUUCGAUCCCGCGCAACAAACGCGGCCUGUCCCCCCGUCCCUGGGGUAGAUCGAGGUUCCGCAAGUGGCUCUAGACCUGGAAAGACCACCCAGCAAACGGAUGUACGGUCCCUAGAACCGCUGACAGGGGGAUCCUGAGUUUGGUGGUUGGGAGUUAUUGCGCUCGUGAGGCCGGGGUAGCUCGUGAGUCGCCAGCUUUGAUAGCUGCAAAUGCUCCACACCAACACCUCGGAUCGGCACAAAACUUGGCGGCAACUUCGAUCAAGUUAUAUAAGACACCGGGUGAUGUCGGAGGAAUGCUGCAGCGCAUGCCGGCAACCGACUGCAACAGUUGACGUUCACUGCAUGAGAGAAAGAACCGGGGGUAAUGUCCGGGCAUCCGUGGAGGCAGCCGGCGUGGCAGUCAAGUUCCCCGCCUUGAAGUGCGGCGAUCCAGACACAGACAAGCUCGUCCUAUGUAAACGUGGGGGUUGUCUAUUGGAGUUGUUCGUCCUGAACCAGCAAAAGGAGAGCAAGGCGCCUAGCAAACGCCGAGCAAGGCGAGGGCCGAAGUGGACGUGCGCUCCUGAACCUGCCAAGCAGCUAAAACGCGGGUGCAUUGAUCGCUACUGCACUUCGCCUCCGGCGUUGGAGGCUUUGCUGGGUGUUGUUAGCAUUAGCGGGUGUGUGCUGGACAUGUGCGGGGGGCCGGGUGAUGCUGUAGUGACUCGCCUUCGAGACAUGUGGCAAGUACUCACGAACGAUGUACGACCGAGGUGAGGGGGUGCUUCGCGUUUUUUUUGUGUGCUUGGGGUAAGGUAUGCGAACUAGAUAGCCACCCGUCCUGCCAUCCAUAGCGCUGGGUGUUCUAGCGUAACAUACCCCUGAACUACCCAGCACGAAAUGACGUAACUCGUAGUCGCAUCAUGAACGCUGUUUGCCUCUUGGUGUGGUCCGUCGCAAGGAUGCUAGCUACAUACAGUCCUAGACGAAUAACAGUCAAUCUGUUUUCAAUCUUGCCGAGUUACAUACAGAAGUACGACGGACGUAGUUGUGCAAUCUGCUCUAAGCUUUACGUGUCUUCUUUCGUACGGUCCCGUCGUAGGUAGGCUCGCACCAGCGGACGCUCAUUGUUUGUCCAGCCCUUUUUUAUCGUCGAAGUUUGACUGUGUAAAACCAGAUGCAUUGUUGUUUGAACCCUCCAUAGCUUCAAUAGGCCGCAAACCGAGUGUACUCACGGCACAGAUGUUGCUUUCGGUACACGCACAUGGAGCAACUCAAGCUUGACUGU